ACCAUUUGCCACAAUCUCUCUAUUCUAAAACACUCCACACAUCUAAAAUCCCCAAAUACCACCAAAACAACCCAAUUCUCUCUCUAUUCUAUUCCUUUUACUCAUCCCACAAAACCAUUUUUAUUACUUUCAUUUAGCUUUCAAAUUAAAGCAUCCCCCUUAAAAUCAAAAAUAAAUUUCAAAUUGCACAAAUUUGUUUCCUUAAAAAAAAAAAAUGACCUUCACAAAAAAUUGUUUGAGAGAUUAGAGAGAAAAAAAGCCACAGUAAGGUAAAGCGCAGCCAUCAAACGGGGAUGAAGAAGACAACGUUUCUUCCCGGUUAAAAAAAAAAAAUACCACCAUCUUUAUUCUUCGAAACGUUUCGUACAUCCCGCCAUUGUUACCCUCCUUCAUUUUUCUCUCUCCUCAUUUUUCUUCACUGUUCGAUCUUCUUCCUCGGUUCCAACUCUUCUCUCUCCGUCGAUUGGCUCUUUUACUGGUGAAUUCUAGGGUUUUGGUAAUCUCCGAAUUUUUGUGCUAGUUUUUUCUCUCUCCUAAAUGGUGGAAGGCGUAAUCAGCGGAGAACCGUCGUCUUCGGGUUCGAGAGGUACGACGUCGUCGUUUGUGAAAAUCGGCGACCGGAUGAGGUUUACAGUGGAGUUGCGACCGGGUGAGACUACUAUUGUUUCAUGGAAGAAGCUUAUGAAAGACGCGGCUAAGGCUGAAGGCGUUGCUCGUUCCUCCGCCGCUGUUGCUAGCGUUGAUGUUGCUGCCGCCGCCGGUGCAACUGUUGCUGCUGCUGCUGCUCCGCAGCCUCCUUCGAGUGCUCAUCCGGCUCUUGAGUCUCGCCUCGCUCCGGGUCAAUCUGCUGGAAAUGAACUGAAUGAUGCACCUGCUCCUAAUCGUUUCAAUGCUGUUAUUGAAAAGAUCGAACGCCUUUAUACAGGAAAAAAUAGCAGUGACGAGGAAGACCUUGAUGACAUACCAGAUGAUGAUCAAUAUGAUACAGAAGACUCAUUCAUUGAUGAUGCUGAACUGGAUGAGUAUUUUGAAGUUGACAAGUCAAAGACUAAGCAUGAUGGUUACUUUGUUAACAGGGGGAUGCUGGAGAAAGUAAGUGAGCCAUUGGAGGCAGCUAAUCAGCAACCAAAAAAGAGGAGGAGAAAGGAAGUACCAAAGGCUCCUGGGGAUGAUAAUGAUGAUCAGCGUGCCAUUAAGCACAUGAAAGUGCGCAAAAAGGGUGCUGGGAAGUCUGCAUCAGCUGACAAGGGUGCUUUGCCUACAUCUCAAAGCCCUUCGUUGAAGAGCUCUGAGGACUUGAAAUCUCAGAAUCACCAGAAGAUCAUUGCUGAUAGUAGACCCUCUCUUGAUCCUUCCCCAUCUUUGAAGACAUCACUUGGGGAUACAUCCUCCGCUUUAGCAGAAAACAUUAACGACAAGCAAAAGACAGGGAUAUUCCUGGCAAAAAGUCCUAGUAGCAAGCUGAAAGAGGCAAGUGAAAAUGGUGCUAAAUUGGAAUAUAUGCACAAAACUCAAUCCCUCAAACCAAACCAUUCUAAGGAGUUGGAAUCAGUGGCACAGCACAAGGAUAACAGUGGCAUGCGUGAAAAGAUAGACCUUAAUCUACCUGACACUAAACAGACUAUACAGCCUGUGAAAAAUUCCGCUCUUCACAAGAAGGAUGGUUCUAAUGCUAAGCCCAAAGCCAAUUCGUUGGAGAAGUCCAUUAGAGAACUGGAGAAGAUGGUUGCAGAAUCGAGGCCACCAGCUCCAGAUGCUGACUCGUCAGGGCAGUCUAUCAAAAGAAGAUUGCCUCGAGAAAUCAAGCAGAAGCUUGCAAAAGUUGCUAGAUUAUCGCAUGCAAGCAAUGGUAAGGUGCCAAAGGAACUGUUGGCCCGUCUUAUGGGUAUUCUUGGACAUUUUGUUCAGCUCAGAACAUUAAAGAGGCACCUAAAAAUAAUGAUGACUUCGAGCUUGUCCGCAAAACAAGAGAAAGAUGACAAAUUCCAACAAGCAAAAAAGGAGGUUAUUGAAAUGAUUAAAAUGCGUAUUCCAUCUUUGAUGUCUAAGGCAGCUGAGCAACAAAGUGGAGGUUCUGGUGAAUUUCAAGAAUGUGGACAUCUAGAUAAAGCAGUCAAAGGACAGCUUUGUAUGGAUACCACAUUGGAAGAUAAGAUAUGUGAUCUCUAUGACAUUUUCAUUGAUGGACUUGAUGAAGAUGCAACCCCUCAAGUUAGGAAAUUAUAUGCUGAGCUUGCCGAACUAUGGCCUAAAGGAGUGAUGGACAAUCAUGGUAUUAAACGUGCGAUAUGUCGCGCAAAAGAACGGAAGAGGGCACUUAAUGAGAAGAAUAAGGACCAAGAGAAAGUUAGGAGGAAGAAGGUGCCAGCUACAAAUGCAGAAGAGACUGUCCGUGUUGAGUCUAGUUCAGAUAUUCAAUCGUCGUAUGUGGAUGCAAGGCUGGUCUCAGACCCCAGCGUAGCUUCUGUAGCUCAACAAAAUAAAUUUUCCACAAUGACGAGUACUACACCUGCAACUACAACUACAACUUCGACUGCAAUCAACACAAGUAUUGCUUCUUCAGUAUCAAUGCCCUCGACACACCUGCCUAAUAUCGAACGUUUGAAGCCAGAGAAAAUGAAGGUAACACAGAACAGUUCUCUGAUAGAUGUGAGGAUUGUUGAUAUGGGUGUAAAGAAAAAGGUGAAAAAGAGGGCAGAAAACCUGAUGGGAGAGCUACCUUUGCGUCCCGAGAAGUUAUCUUCGCACCAUGUGGAAGAUAAACAGAAACAGCACAAGCAUGUUGCAACUGCAGGCCAAAUACAGCAGAAUGCUCCUCAUAAGUCAAGUUUCAAUGAGUUCCGAUUUGAGCCUCUAACCUGAUAGACAUAAACAACACCGUGAACAUGCAUGUGUAACACAAGUGAUAUUUUCCUUUCAAAGGCCUCAUUUUUUUUUUCAAUUCUCGUCCUAGGUUUUAGUUAUCUUUAGCAGCUGAGUUUAGCCAGUUUUGUAAUUAAAUUGCCUUCCUCUCUAGCUUCUAAUCAUUCAUACAUCCUCUUUUACUAGAUCAUCUCUCUUCCUCAGCUUCACCUUCAGCUUCAAGGGCGUGUUUGACAUGAUUUUAGCAGAUAAUCUGGUGGAGUUUCUUGUUUACCUUGAUGUCUUACCUCUGUUAGGAUUAAAAUGAUGAGAUUAAACCUUAAUGAUAUUGCAUAUUUACUUUUAUUGUA
Molecule: messenger RNA, 3212 nt
Organism: Beta vulgaris subsp. vulgaris (sugar beet)
Lineage: Eukaryota; Viridiplantae; Streptophyta; Magnoliopsida; Caryophyllales; Amaranthaceae
Product: ubinuclein-1
Exons: 13
Coding region: 538-2862 (774 amino acids)
Cellular component (GO): nucleus
Source: RefSeq, a predicted model, not a curated record